Molecule: messenger RNA, 207 nt
Organism: Protopolystoma xenopodis
Lineage: Eukaryota; Metazoa; Platyhelminthes; Monogenea; Polystomatidea; Polystomatidae
Source: the annotation of a GenBank genome assembly
AUGCAUAAUCUCCUCUUUCGACUUUACGGGGUUCUGGCAAGAUUGGCUCAGCUCUUUUCACUCAGCGAAAGUGUGCAAAUCUACCCGCCUGCCUCCGCCUCGUCGGGAAUCGAGCCAGCUGACCCAGACCACAAUCGGGAGGUACAGUUGCGGAGUCGCAAGGGGUGGAAGGGGGGUCUUGCGCUCGAGCUGCCUUUGGCUAAUUGA